AUGGCACCACUUUUAUCCCUACUUGGCAAGCGUCAACGCGAAGACGAUGAACAAGACGAUCCAGCGCGGAAAAGAUCGCGUACGACAUGGAGUAAACCCCUGCGAGAAUUAGCGUCAAAUGUUGUUAAGCGAUUAUGCAAAGCGAAGUUUCAGUUGGGGAGUAGAUUAUGGAGAGAUGCGGCAACGGGCUGGCCGUGUGGUUAUGCCCCGCAUUCAAGGAUAGCACAUCAGAAGUUGAUCCCGGUCACCCCCUCUAGAGAUGCCACCCAGAGCGUGGUUCUGAAGGUGACAGACACCCCCGUUCCGGUCGAUGACGAUUCAUAUGUGCCCGCCUCUGGACACGAGAAUACUCCUGCCCCUCAAUCGGAGACGACGCGGAAGGCCGACCAGGUCCUCUCCGAUCUAAGGACUAUCAUGGAGAGAGAUGUCGGCCAGAAUAAACCCGAGGUCGUAGCGUUCUCCCUGCGCGCAAUGCUGGACGUUCGGGCCAGUUCCGAGACGGCUGGACGCAGCUUUCACGACGAACCCGAGGCAGUCGACGCCUUCUGCCGUAUACUUUGUGCAGGAGACCGCCCCCCAUCACCGCAAGAUUUCGCUCAAGCCUUCCUCGGCUACAAAGAACGCGAUCCGAACUUGUGCAGGACACAUCGUAAUCCGAGGGAACGCGAUGACUUGCUUAGCGAAGUCUACAUCGUCUUCCUCGCUCUCCACGGCGCGAACAUGGAUGAACUUGAGCGACGCUGCGGCGAGAGUGCGAGAGGAGCUACUGACCCGUCUGGGCGGACAUGGGACGACCUGAAGCAACAGUACAGGCAUCAAGGAGACGGCGAUCUAUGGACCCUGUACGAGGAGGCGGUUAACAACACUCAGGAGCGGAUACGCGAAGGUAGCUGGGAGCGCCGUCGGACGCGUGUCGUUGCCAGCACGUUUGUUCGUAGGACCACAUCCAAUACACCCAGCGACCAAGCCACCCGACGCUGCGCGCUGCCUGCAGUUGAUACCGAACAGGUUCGGCUGGACUGGUGGAGGACGUAUAUGCCAUACCUCUCUCUUGGGCUCGAACUCUCCCGGCGCCAGCUCAACAACAUCCCCGACGGCGAGAAAAAGUGGGAGCUUUACAUCGGGCAGAGCGUUCGUGGUACCGAACUGCGCCACCACGAGAAGAAGGCGCCGUUAAACUGGAAGAGGAAGAGGAUGCUUAUCGACGUACUCCUUCACCUCCUCGACUUAACGCGUCGCGAUACCGAGCCUUCAGAUAUCAUGCUCGGCACCGUAGUGCAGAUCUGGCGCCCCGAACCUCAUCAGAUUCCGCCGGGCUGGAACGAGGCGAUGUUCGUGCACCAGGUCACCACGACGAUCGAAGCCACCAUCAUCCACAUCGUCACCCGCGUUCACAUGCGCAACUUUCCCUUGUCUUCCAACGUCGAUAGGAACCCGUUCCGGUCUAGGUUUGCCCAGGAGAGGCAGAUCAUUCUGGAGCGUAUCCAUGAGAUUGAGCGGAGAAUACCUGCCGCGGUGGAGGGACUUCUUCAACACGUCGAUAACCCGGAGCAGUAUGAUCGCGACGAGAUCGGGGCCGACUGGCGGGCGCGGCAGGUAUGGGAAGCAAGAAAAUGUGGUCCACUAGCAGGGCUCUUCUUCGCGAACCACGUCCCCGGCCUCUUACCUGGCGUGGAUAUGCGGAAGCUCACGCAGAAAGUGAGCGUCGAUGAAGAAGUCUUCACAUGCGACGGCAGAAGGUCCCACAUAGAGAGGAUCAUACCCCUUCGGCCAUAUCGCAAGGACGUUGGGUCUCCCGUCCAGCAUGUGCAUAUCGAAGUGCAGCCGCACGGAUCCAGGCGUUGGCGGUUCGUUUUCUUCAGGAUGGUCGAAGGCACAAGGGAGGAUCUCGCGCACUGGGAUAGCUCAUCGCACUCGGAUGAAGAAGAGGAGACGCUAUGGCUACUAGCGCGCAAACACAGGACUAUCACUCAAGCCGCUCUCACGGCGCGACUCUCACCGUCUGCGUUCCCGCGGCCGGCACGGUUUGCGGCCUGCAUAGGAUCAUCACCCGAAACAGGUAUCCCGGCUACCUUACGCGCCAUCUCGAGCAACGAGAUGGAAGGGACGAACUACGGUGUCGAACGACCGACCGACAACAGACAGUACUACAUGCUCCAGAUGGAUCUCGCGCCCGGUGUAUGGCCUGGCUCGCAUCGCGGCCCACCUGUGCGGCUCUGUCACCUCUUCCCUCGCAAAGCCGGCAGAGGUAACCCGAGCCGUGAACGCUGCUAUCGCUUCUCUGUCCUCCGGUACUACGAUGCCAGCUAUCCGCGGAAGUAUCGGCCUUGCGUUGUGUACAUCGCUAGAGGCCGGUUGAACGCUGCAUUUCGACCCGCGGAUGGACGGGAGGAGUUCCCUGAACCCUUCCUUAGCCUGCCUGUGCGGCUCGACUGCGAUUCGCUUUACGACGCUUUGCCAUCUGGUACUUCCGUUUGGCAGCCGCGAUGUGAGGGUCGGGCGAAUGGCGACGCGUACCCUGAUGAGCUGGACCUCGGGAAGGUCUCGGCUGUCGCAGAUGACACUCGGAAGAUCAUCCACCAUGUCAUUCAACGGUCCGCUCUUCUUUGA
Messenger RNA from Peniophora sp. CBMAI 1063, 2610 nucleotides. The record is from the annotation of a GenBank genome assembly. Lineage: Eukaryota; Fungi; Basidiomycota; Agaricomycetes; Russulales; Peniophoraceae.